Molecule: messenger RNA, 2097 nt
Organism: Rhodotorula graminis WP1
Lineage: Eukaryota; Fungi; Basidiomycota; Microbotryomycetes; Sporidiobolales; Sporidiobolaceae
Exons: 7
Coding region: 1-2097 (698 amino acids)
Cellular component (GO): cytoplasm
Source: RefSeq, a predicted model, not a curated record
AUGGGCGCAAACGCUUCUACGUCCAAGGGAGGAGGAGCGCCAGGCAGGGACCUCGACCACUACGAGGUGCUCGGUGUCGAAGCGUUCGCGACCCAGGACGAGAUCAAGAAGGCGUUCCGCAAAGCCGCCCUCAAGGAGCAUCCGGACAAGAACCCGAACGACGUCGAGGGCGCGACGCAGCGCUUUGCCCGUAUCCAGGCCGCGUGGGAGUGCCUCAGCGACCCGCAGGAGCGAGCAUGGUACGACGACCAUCGCGAGGACAUCAAUGACUCGGGCGCAGGCGCCACCGAGGCCGACGCCUCCUUCUUCGACAACCUUCGUCGUGCCACGGCCAAGCCCGCCGCACGUGCGACGCCCGGUCGCGGCCUCCAGACGCCGCACCUCAUGAAGUUCUUCUCGACGUCGGCCUGGACCGGGUUCGACGAGUCGCCGACGGGCUUCUUCAACACGUUCGCGACCCUGUUCUCGCUCCUCGGCGGCGAGGAGACGGCGUGGUCGUCGCCGCACCUGUACCCGGCGUUCGGCACCAAGCAGUCGCCGCCGGACGACGUGCGCGCGUUCUACGCCGCCUGGAUCAACUUUGCGACCGAGAAGGACUUUGGGUGGAAGGACUCGUACAAGGUCGACGACGACAUGCCGAGGUGGCAGAGGCGCGAGAUCGACAAGGAGAACUCGAGGGCGAGGACCGCCGCCAAGCGCGAGUACAACGAGGCCGUGCGGGCCCUCGUCUUCUACGUCCGCCGCCGCGACCCGCGCUUCCAGUCGCUCACGUCGUCGACCGCGCGCGCCGCCGCCGAGGCCGAGACGCGCGCCGCGCUCGCCGCCGCCGCCAAGCAGCGUGCCGCCGAGCGCGAGGCGGCCGCUGCGCGGUACGCGGCGCAGGACUGGCAGUCGGGCGGCGUCGACGCGGUGCACCGCAUGUGGGAGGAGGAGAGCGACGAGGAGGGCGAGGGGGGCGAAGAGGGCGAGGACGAGGUCGUGUGGUGUGAGGCGUGCGGGAGGGGGUACAGGAGCGGUGGGGCGUGGGAGAACCACGAGCGGAGCAGGAAGCAUGGCAAGAACGUCGAGCGACUCGUCAAGGAGAUGCAGCUCGAGGACGCCGCCCUCGGCCUCGACUCGGAGCCGCCAACCGCUUUCGCCACCGCCCAAGCCUCCCCUCCCUCGUCCGCCACCGCCGUCGCGCCCACCGCCGCAGACGCCGCCGCCCUCGCCGACUCGCUCGCGUCCUUCUCCGUCGACGGCGACGGCGACGGCUCGGACUCGCUCCUCGACGAUGACGACGACGACCUCGAGGUCGACCCGCCCGCCGCCACCACCGCCGCCGUCCCCGCCAAGAGCAAGAAGAAGCCGCGCCGCCGCGGCCCGCCCGCCGUCGUGCCGGGCCUCGACGACCUGUCCGACUCGGCGUCGGAGCCCCGUGAGCCUGCGCGAGCGCCCGAGCGCGAGGCCGAGGACGGCGCCGCGUCGAGCUCCGGCCGCGCCGCCGGCGCCGGCGGCAAGAAGAAGGGCAAGAAGGCGGCGCGGCGCAAGGGCGUAAUCGAUGUCGCACUCGAGCUCGACCUGGAGCAGGACGGCGACGGGCUCGCGGCGUCGGCGGCGGCGGCGGCGGCGGGGCCGGGGCUGGGGCUGGGGCUCGGCACGCCGCUCGACAGCAGCGACGAAGAGUGGCGCGCUGGCGGGGGCGGCAAGGGUGGCAAGGGGAAGAAGGGCCGCAAGGGCAAGGGAGGAGGGGGAGCGGCGAGUGCCGGUGCGGGUGGAGCGGCGACGCGGAGCGGGACGGCGAGCGGGGCAGCGACGCCGGCGCCGGCGGCGCAGGACGUCGAGGCAGAUGGCGGUCGGCGUGCACAGGGAGGCGUCGACGAUGACGGUGAGGAGGACGGGCCGGGCAUGAGCAAGAAGGACAAGCGGCGGGCCAAGGAGGCGGCGAGGAAGGCUGGCGGUGCAGGGGCCGACACGGUCUGCAACGUCUGCAGCGAGCCGUUCGCAUCGCGCACUAAGCUGUUCCAGCACAUCGCCGACACGGGCCACGCGCUCGCCGAGAGCGGCGGCGGCGGGACGUCGAGCGGGAAGGCGAGCAAGAAGAAGGGCAGGCGGUGA